UAUUAUAGCUCUCCCCACCCUUCCCCCUCCUUACCCUUCCAUUAAUUACCUUUCUCUCAACCCAUCCAAACAGAGUGUUAAGGGGGAGGGGGGGAAGAAAGGGUACACCUAUAAAUAGUAGCUUUGAUGAACGUACUAAAAUAAACUUAAAUUAUCCCUAUACUCAUCCUCCAUUAAAGAACACAGCUUUCUUUAAUUUUUCUUUUUCCAUGGAGACAAAACCCACGUUAGAUAUUCACCUUCCUCCUGGAUUUAGGUUCCAUCCAUCAGAUGAAGAGCUUAUAGUUCACUACCUGAAGAACAAAGUUGCUUCAAGAACCCUUCCUGCUACUAUUAUUGCUGAAUUAGAUCUCUACAAGUAUAACCCAUGGGACUUACCGAAGAAAGCUUUGUUUGGAGAUGAUGAAUGGUAUUUCUUUACACCAAGAGAUAGAAAGUACCCUAAUGGAGCAAGACCCAAUAGGGCAGCUGCUUCUGGUUAUUGGAAGGCAACUGGGACUGAUAAACCAAUUCUUACAUCACGUGGGACUCUAAGUAUUGGUGUCAAGAAGGCUCUUGUCUUCUACAAAGGUCGUCCUCCGAAAGGAAUUAAGACAGAUUGGAUUAUGCAUGAAUAUAGAUUGCUUCAGACAACAGUGGCGUAUAAUCCUAAAAGAAAAGGUUCCAUGAGGCUAGAUGAUUGGGUGCUUUGUCGAGUUAGACAAAAAAGCAGUCUUCCAAGAAGCACCUGGGAAGAUCGAAAUAAUCCUGAAGGGUACUUGCCAGAGGUGAAUGAAACCAAAAUUGAGACAAUCAAAAACUAUCUAUACAGCGAUUGUCCGAUGUUACCUUACAUUUUUGCCUCGCAGAAUCUUUCUUGCAUUGAAAAAGCAUCAAGCAUCUGCUUACAGAGUAGUGAUUAUUACCCUGAUACUAUUGACACUGAUCAUUUCGAGGUUACUUCUUACGAUGUAGAUACUGAUCAGCAAGAAAAUUUUGCUACAACUGUUAGUAAAAAUGGAACUGAUAUGAACUUUUAUGGAUUGAUAAACAACCAGUCAAACGUUAGCAAUUUCAAUUGUGAUCCAUGGAAUUCUCAUAUGCAAUGUCAAGACUAAAGAGCUUGAUCACUUGGCCUUAAAAAGGAAGUGAAUCUAUCAACAAAGCUGGGGGUAGCUGUGUAUAUAUGAUCAUAUGUCGAUUAAUUAUUAGCUAAUGCACCCGUAUAUAUAAUAUAUACAUAUUUUCCUACCAAAACAUAGAUAUGAUGUUCCUUUUCGUCAUUUACUGUAUUUGUAUAAUAUGUAUAUUUUAUAAAGAAAACUUGAUCAUCGGA
Jatropha curcas is the source of this 1315-nucleotide messenger RNA. RefSeq names its product NAC transcription factor 29. Gene Ontology annotation, molecular function: DNA binding. Gene Ontology annotation, biological process: regulation of DNA-templated transcription. NCBI's taxonomy places the organism in Eukaryota, Viridiplantae, Streptophyta, Magnoliopsida, Malpighiales, Euphorbiaceae. The record is from RefSeq and is a predicted model, not a curated record.